Molecule: messenger RNA, 372 nt
Organism: Ipomoea nil (Japanese morning glory)
Lineage: Eukaryota; Viridiplantae; Streptophyta; Magnoliopsida; Solanales; Convolvulaceae
Exons: 1
Coding region: 1-372 (123 amino acids)
Source: RefSeq, a predicted model, not a curated record
AUGGUGGACUGUAAACCGUUGGCUACUCCGGUUCCUGUGUCCCGACCUUCUUCUGAUUCUGUGGUUCCCUAUGCGGAUCCCACGCAGUAUCGCAGUUUUGCUGGGGCUCUACAGUAUCUUACUGUUACUCGUCCGGAUCUCUCUUUUGCUGUGAAUCGGGUCUGUCAGCAUAUGCACUCUCCAACCACUGAGCAUUGGGCUAUGCUCAAGCGUGUUCUGCGGUAUGUAAAAGGAACUCUGCACUUUGGCCUUUUUAUUCGUCCUUCAUCCUAUGUUGCGGUUCAUGCCUUUUCGGAUUCGGACUGGGCUGGUGAUCCAGCUGACAGGAAGUCUACUAGUGGGGUUUUGCGGUUUUUCUUGGUGGCAAUCUGA